Molecule: messenger RNA, 1409 nt
Organism: Medicago truncatula (barrel medic)
Lineage: Eukaryota; Viridiplantae; Streptophyta; Magnoliopsida; Fabales; Fabaceae
Product: WAT1-related protein At4g30420
Exons: 7
Coding region: 63-1142 (359 amino acids)
Cellular component (GO): membrane
Molecular function (GO): transmembrane transporter activity
Source: RefSeq, a predicted model, not a curated record
GUUUCUCCCUGUCUUCACACAUAUAUAACAUAAGCAUCGAGUGUGUUUUUGAGGAAGAAAAGAUGAGGGGAGGAUUAAACAUGGAGUACUACCUGCCAAUAAUAGUUAUGUUGUUGAUACAGUUAAUAUUUGCAGGUCAGACUCUUGGCACAAGAAUGGCACUUUUGGAGGGUAUGAGUCCAAGGAUAUUUGUAGUAUACCGUAGUGCUUUUGCAACCAUUGUUCUUGCUCCCCUCGCUUAUUUAUCAGGGAGAAACUCUGGCUCAUAUUCCUUGAAUUUAAGGAGUUUUUCCUUGAUUUUCAUGACCUCACUAAUUGGCAUUACAUUGAAUCAAAAUUUAUAUUUUGAGGGUCUAUAUCUUUCUUCUUCUUCAGUUGCAAGUGCCAUUUCCAAUCUUCUUCCGGCAGUCACAUUUGUAAUUGCAGCCUUAGUAGGAAUGGAAAAAGUGAAUAUUCGAAGUAUAAGAACUAUAGCCAAAAUAGUGGGGACAAUUAUAUGUGUAAGUGGAGCAGUGUCAAUUGCAUUGUUGAAGGGUCCAAAACUACUAAAUGCAGAUAAGAUACUUUCAAAAUCAAUCAUGGCCACAACCUUAUUAGGAAGUGAUGAGAAUUGGUUGCUUGGAUGUCUGUCUCUUCUCGGAUGCACUGUUGCUUGGGGAAUUUUUCUCAUUUUGCAGGUUCCAGCUUAUGCAAGUCAUCCCAAUUACUUAUCACUUUGUGCAUGGAUGUGUUUCAUGGCAACAUUACAAUCAGCAUUAGUCACACUAUUCUUAGAGCCAGACUUUAAUGGAUGGAAGAUUAAGUCUCUGCUUCAAUUUGGUAGCGCUUUAUAUGCUGGAGUUAUGGGAUCUGCAGUAAUAUACUGUCUCCAAGCAUGGUGCAUUUCAAGGAGAGGACCUCUCUUCUCUGCUAUGUUUACUCCUGUUUUCACAAUUAUUUGUACUGUAUUGGCUGCCAUUUUGCUUCAUGAGGAAAUAUACAUUGGAAGCUUGAUAGGUGCAAUUGGAGUGAUCAUUGGUUUGUAUAUUGUACUUUGGGGUAAAGCUGAAGAAGUAGUUGAUAUUAAAGAGAAUAUAGUUCCAAAAUCUAUGGAAGUGAAAAUUGAUUUGGAAGAACCUCUUUUACCAGAUGACUCUACUUAGAAUAAAUGAAUAUCAUAUCAUAUCAUAUUAUCAAAAGCAAAAUUGUAUCAGGGUUUUUUAACUUAUAUUUAUUUAAAAAAGGAAAAUUGUUUGUGGACCAACGUUCAUUCUUAUUAUAAUCUAAGUUUGUGUAUAUGAUGAUCAUUGAAUGAUAUAUACUGUAAACAAUGUUUCAUGCCAGUCAGUGCCACAACAAGACCUCAUUUACAACAACGAGGUCACAAACUUAGAUAAACACAUUGAAAUGUUCAUUAAUUUAUGAUAUAA